Molecule: messenger RNA, 1450 nt
Organism: Scophthalmus maximus (turbot)
Lineage: Eukaryota; Metazoa; Chordata; Actinopteri; Pleuronectiformes; Scophthalmidae
Product: ubiquitin-conjugating enzyme E2 E2
Exons: 6
Coding region: 167-787 (206 amino acids)
Biological process (GO): protein polyubiquitination
Cellular component (GO): nucleus
Molecular function (GO): ubiquitin conjugating enzyme activity
Source: RefSeq, a predicted model, not a curated record
GCGCUCCGCCUCACAUUCUCCACCAGUCGGUCGAGGCAGCGGACGGGAAGCAGCGGACCGGACGGACAGAGUCGAGGAUCACGGAACAUUAGCACAUUUCUCCCGCCGCUGCGCGUCCAGCCUGCGAACAGAGGUGAGCCGCCCGCCGACGGCAGAAAGUGUCAGCAUGUCCAGUGAGGUGCAGCCCAGGCCGGACGACAGCCCCAACACCAGUGGGGGAAGCUCGGAUGCCGAGCAGAGGGAGGCGGCUCCUCCGGAGCAGUCGGGCCCCGAGCAGCGGGACCAGACCCAGCCCAAGAAGAAGGAGGCCAAGAUCUCCAGCAAGACCGCCGCCAAGCUCUCCACCAGCGCCAAGAGAAUCCAGAAGGAGCUCGCAGAGAUAACCUUGGACCCACCACCGAACUGCAGCGCCGGCCCCAAAGGAGACAACAUCUACGAGUGGAGGUCCACCAUCCUGGGCCCGCCAGGCUCUGUGUACGAGGGAGGGGUCUUCUUCCUGGACAUUGCCUUCACACCAGACUACCCCUUCAAACCACCCAAGGUGACGUUCCGCACGAGGAUCUACCACUGUAACAUCAACAGUCAGGGGGUGAUCUGUCUGGACAUCCUGAAGGACAACUGGAGUCCUGCCCUCACCAUCUCCAAGGUCCUGCUGUCCAUCUGCUCCCUGCUCACUGACUGCAACCCUGCCGACCCUCUGGUUGGAAGCAUCGCCACACAGUACCUGACCAACAGAGCCGAGCACGACAGGAUAGCCAAACAGUGGACCAAACGCUACGCCACAUAGACCGGCUCAACUCGGCCAGGAACCCCCGCCCCCCGCCCCCCAACCCCCGCCCCUACCCAAAACACACCGCCAUUCCCACACUCACACACAGACACACACACACAGACACCCUUCUGACACCUCCCCCUCCUCUGAAAUCUGUGGAAGCACACCCGCCCCCGCCAUCCGCCCUGCCCCCCCCGUCCCCCUGAGAAACGAACUGUUAUUUGUUCCAUGCUGACUUGAAAAGCUUCUUUUUUAUACAAAGAGUCUAUUGGGAUUGUAUUUUCCAAUACACUGAAUGUUGAUAUGGUCAUGAAAAGCUUUAAUACUGUUAUUGUUCUUGUCGAUGUUGUCCUCCUUCUCGUUACUGCAUUGUGUAUAACAUUGUCGCCACCCUCGUCAUCUUCGCGUGUAUUAUUCCCAUUUCAUGUGAUGGUUUCAUGUUCCAGUGAUCAUGCCGAGCGAGUGCGUUUAGUUUGUUUCCCUUCCAGUGGUUUUACAGCUCAUGGUCGAUGUUAGUGCAUGGCAUCAGGAUGUGUGUUCCUCCGGCGGACAUGUUCUGUCCCAGUAAGAGUUCUGGCAUGGAGGGAGCCAUCACCCUGUAAGAUGAUAGUGGUAGUUUGCUGUACAUUUAAUGCCUUGUGAGAAUACAUACUCAAUUAAACACUGGCUGUAAUGUGA